AUGGUCCUACACAAUUUUGAUGACAGUGGAAGCUAUCAAGACGAGGACGAGGAGGAAGAUGAGUCCCUACAGCGGAGGCAUUCGGGCAACCUCCGUGCUCAAGGCAAUCUGCUGGCACGUGUCGACCAUCGUACAGAGCUGGACUUGUCUGGACGGAACCUAUCCUUCUCCACUGGGCUGGCAAACACUUACGUGGCCCUUACAGCACUCAACCUUUCCAAUAACUCCAUCUCAAGGCUUGAAAGCAUUCCGCCCUCUCUAGUAGUCUUGGACGCCUCUCACAACCUCAUCCGUGAGAUCUCAGGAUUGGAAAACUUCUUCUACCUGACGUCCCUCAACCUCGCCUACAACUCCCUCACCCGCCUCCGAGGACUAGACCACUGCACCUCGUUGACAGAGCUCUCACUGCAGAACAAUGAGAUCAAAGUGAUCUCCGACCUUGAAUGCAACAUGGACCUCGAGCGUUUGGAUGUGUCCAACAACAUGAUCAGCACUGUCGAAGCUCUUCGAACCCUUUCCCUCAACUCAAAGUUGGCCUGGAUGUCGUUGAAGGGAAAUCCAUGCGCGCAGAAACCCCAGUAUCGGCACAGACUGACAGGCAUGCUACCGCAGCUCUUGAUCUUGGACAACGUCAGAAUGCCAAAGAACAACCAUAGGCCUUCCUCACCUGCCAGGCCAUUGAAGAUAACUGAGGAGAAGAGGCGCGACGGCGUCCUCUCCGCCUCCAGGGGCCCGAUGCGUGCAUUCAGCCAGGCGCCGUCGCAGCCGCAGGAGGAGCAAAUGCAGCAGACACGUGACGUUCCCCUCAGCCCCUGGACGUCUGCCAGCGUGAGCAGGGAUGCGACCCAGCAGUCCGAGCAUGCAGAGACAAGACGUCAAGUUUGCUCGCAUGGCGUGAUGUCGAAGAAUCAGCUCACGCCUGCCGCCCCUGCCGCCAACAAGGCGGAGGGAGACAAGCCCAAAGUGCUUGACGCGGAAAAGCCGAAGUUGGAGAGGAAUGCAGGAGUCGACGUGGCGCAGCUGUCGCAGCGCGUGCAGCAUCUGCAGGAAUGCCAUGAAGCUGAAGUUCAGACGAUCAAUCAACAUCAGGACAUCAUCCGCAAGCUCAUGAAGGAAGUCGAGACCCUCAAGCAGGACGUCUCCAACCUCACCUCCUCUCUGAGUCGGCAGGAGGCGAGGCCUUCCCAGCACCAGAACGAAGAGCUCUCCCUCCUCGCCCUAGAGUUCGCUGAGAGCAACCAGUCGCUCCUCGUCGUCAAGGCUGCUCUCAAGAAAGCACUGGCGUACGCCGACGCCUCCUCUGACAACCUCCGCAACCCCUCCUACCAGGUCGCACAGAAGUUCAAGGAGGAGGUGGCGGGGCAGGGCCUCCUUGGAGGAGCAGAGGAGGGCAAAGAGGGCUUGGGGACAAAACUCGAUGAGCAGCAGGCGGCUGAGCGAAGGUGGGAGGAGGGAAAGGCUGCACCGGAGAGAGAGGAGAGUGAGAGCAGGAAGGCUGUUGUCAAAUUGAGCCGAAUGAGUGACUGCUCCAUGGACAAGAUCGUAGAAUAUCGAACGCUGCUAGAUGAGAUCAAACACUUCGAGGGCAACCGGGGAGCCCCGGAGCUGCUGGACAAGGUGAUGGACGCUGUCCGAGAUCUCAACACGUCCAAAACAGCUCUACGGUUGCUGCUGCUGCUGCUGCUGCUGCUGCUGCUGCUCUCCUCGUUUGCCGUGCUGAUCCUGUCUGCACGAGAGCAGAAGAUGAUUGGGCUGCUGAGCAACGCGGACGUGAGCAAGGAGGUUCUUGAGCGAUACGCGUGCGUGAUCGAGGAGACCUUGCUGUCAAACCACGUGGACGAAGAGAGCAAGUGA
Molecule: messenger RNA, 1854 nt
Organism: Guillardia theta CCMP2712
Lineage: Eukaryota; Cryptophyceae; Pyrenomonadales; Geminigeraceae
Exons: 15
Coding region: 1-1854 (617 amino acids)
Molecular function (GO): protein binding
Source: RefSeq, a predicted model, not a curated record